AUGGAGACGUCUUCCCCAACUCGAGGAUCGCCAUCGGAGCAGCUUGCUGCAUUCAAUCCGAUGGGGUAUGAACCUUUUGCUCAUCGAGGGAACCCUGUUUCGUUCCCUGGAAUGGAGACAAUCCGUCCAACUGCUGAUCCGUUUGCCGGUUGGUCCAAUGAGGCAGGGCCUACGCGCGUUGCUUCGUCUCAAACCACUACUACAGGCUCUGCUUCUAGCUAUGCUUACCCAGCGCCCGCUACCCUUGACCAGGCAAACACUCAGUACCAGUACUCGUCUGUUUCGCCUCGGCUGGCUCGAACAAUUAACGCAACUCGCACUGUCAUCGGACAAUCCCAGGUCUCUUCUGCUUCACCUCAUGUGUCUCCCACAAACCCUGGUCCUGGUGGAAUGCCAUACUCGCCCUCGCAUGCCCAGGCAUCUCGGUCGCUGGAUUACAUGACAUGCUCACCUAUUUCUUCGACUCAUACUCAGGCGCGUCUGGGAGCAUCCCAAUAUCUCAUCUCUCCGGUUCAGAAAAGCAUUGCCAAUGCUCGGUACUCCCCAUCGCGUGAUAUCACUUAUGCAUACAACCCAACCCCAGAUUUCAUAUCUAGCUUGUUCGCAACCACCCAGGAUUCCACGGUCAGAGAUGCCGUUGCCGCUCCCAACGAAUUGACCCAUGUUUCCCGCGGUGACCAAGCUGGUCGCGCUACCAGUACAACCAACCUGUCUUUACAAUCCCUCUCCGGUGGAACUCAUGAUGUUGCUGAAAAGCAUCGAAGCUUUAUCGUACACAAUGUCCCUGUCGACACUACCCACCGCUCGAUUGUUAUGAUGUUUCCCAUUGACGAAUAUCCCUCCCUUGAGGAUGUUUGUCUCAAGCAAGUUGAGACUCAAGGCGCGUUCUCGUUUUCGUUUAGUGACCUUCGAGAAGCCAUCCGCGCGAUGAAGAACAUUCGCCAAACUCGUCCUGCAUGGCACGUCAUGCCUGCCAAUUGCAAAGAGAUUGCCAAUUUUAAGGGAACUAGCGGGGCUAAUUCCUCUUCCUCUGUUCAUCAGGAUGGUGCAUUCCUGCUUUCUGUGUACACCAUCCCAAAUCAGUGGCUCCUGGAACCUAUGGACGAUGUUGUUCAACAGGUCGUCACUUCCCUUGGGACCCCGCGUUCUUGCAAGCUUCUUGAGAAUGGAACUAACAUGAGUCGAUACCAAGUUGAAUAUUUCAACAAGUGUCACGCGGCUUAUGCUUUUUCAUGUCUCGGUGGGUUCAAGCUCGAGAGCCCCGUUACACCGUAUCACCUCGUGUCCAAGGAGAACGAGGUCGAUGACAAGGUCGACAUUUCUCCGGCUUUUGAGGAGGGCCAAACAAGCGCAGAGCAUGCUAUUAACCUCGACCGAAUCAGAGAAGGACUAGAUGUUCGCAGCACUGUCAUGAUCCGCAACAUUCCCAACAAGAUAACGUCGGACCAAUUGAAGAGCAUCCUUGACGAGUCCAGCUAUGGGAAGUAUGACUUCCUCUACCUGCGCAUGGAUUUUAACCAUCGUUGCAACGUUGGUUAUGCGUUCAUGAACUUCGGUGAUCCAAUUGACAUUGUGAAUCUCGUGCACUCUCGACAGGGCAAGGCUUGGCCCGACUGUAUUUCCGAGAAGAGAGCAGAGAUUUCUUACGCCACACUCCAAGGGAAGGAGACUCUCGUGAACAAGUUCCGAAACAGUCACGUUAUGACCCGCCCUCACGAAGAGCGACCCCGACUCUUCCAUAUCGAUGGCCCCCGCACGGGCACUGAAGCAGCUUUCCCCGGUCCCAAUGAUGCCAGUAAGCUUCGUCGUUCAGUUGCUAGCACUACUCAGCAAGGGCUCUUUGCACCUCGAAACCGGCCUCCCACUACGCCUCGCACCAACCGUACGCGGCCCCAAUCGCAGUCCUUUAGCCAGACUCCGCGGGGUCGAGGAUCAAUCCGCACUCCCCGGUAUUCUGGUGGACGAUCGGUGCAGCAUGCCCCUAGCGAAUUUUCUUCGAUGCGGGCAGAGGACCAUCAAUUCAUCUCCCCAAGAAAUUAG
Penicillium crustosum is the source of this 2040-nucleotide messenger RNA. Its product is annotated as putative meiosis protein MEI2. Gene Ontology annotation, molecular function: RNA binding. The record is from RefSeq and is a predicted model, not a curated record. The transcript has 14 exons. NCBI's taxonomy places the organism in Eukaryota, Fungi, Ascomycota, Eurotiomycetes, Eurotiales, Aspergillaceae. Bases 1 to 2040 code for a protein of 679 amino acids.